AUGGGAGGCAAGGCCUUUUCUCAUUCGGAUCCUCCUCUGGAGACGCCUCGCAUGCCCAAGGAGGUCUAUCUCGAGGUAAAGAAUAAAGUCAUUCGCGCUCUAACCCCUGCUUUUGGCUGGAUCGAUUCUCCCAUUGAAGGUCCUGGUAAGAAAGAUUUUGGCGACAUCGACAUCAUCGUCUCCGGUCUCAUCGGCGACGAUAUGCGCAAGGAGAGCAUCCUCAAUCUCAUCAACCAUCUUCUCGAGGCCGACGCUCAAAUCACUGAGCCAGGAAGCGCUGUAGCCGCUCAUUUUGCUAUCCCUUGGCCCAAACAUCUUCCCCAGCCGAUUACCCAUGAUCCGCUUCAGGACGAUACUUCCAACGAACUCAAGUCUUCUGCUACUCCUCUUGGGGAUGUUUCCUCUGCUUGUACCGCUUCUUCUGAUCUAUCUCGUCCUCAAUCUGGCGCGCCAGGGAAUCCCGAUUCCAACGCUGAACCCCUAACGCUCAAAGAACUGCAAGACAAAGGAAGAACAAUCCUUCCACAUGCCGUUGCUCGCCAAACCGGACUUGCCGUCGCCCUUAUGGCGGACAGCCCUGGUUCGGAACUUGGAAGCCCUAGCCCGCAGGGAACUUUCUCUCCUAGCCCUGAUUCCGGCAAAAGGAGAAAGUCUUCUUGGUCUGCCCCAAGCAAAAAGCUCUUCAUCCCACGUUCUCGUAAGUACUCCAAGAUCUCAAAGAAGGGUGCAUCUUCCACUCCAAAUUCGAUCAAUGACGACAAGUCCGGCUUCUACAUCCAGGUUGACGUCCAUUACUGUGACACUGUCAAGCAGGCUAAGUACCUACGCUUCCACCAAGCUCACGGCGAUAUCUGGCAACUCCUCGGAUCCGUCAUCACACCCUUUGGACUCACCGUAGACAACGUGGGACUCUGGAUUCGCAUCCCCGAAGUUGAACGAAUCGACAAGAAAAGGGCUAAGAUCCUGCUUACUUCUGUCCCCAACCAAAUCCUCGAAUUCGUCGGAGUCUCCUCCACAGAGUACUGGCGACCCUUUGCGGAUGUUGACACCAUGUUCGGAUAUAUCUCCCAGUCUCCCAUGUUCUAUGUGCCUUCCGACUAUUCUGAGGACUACGAGCCUACCAAAUCCAACGAUCGUCAACGCCUAGCUAAGCGUCCUGUCUACGCACAUUGGGUUCAUGUGUUCAAGCCUUUAUGCCGUUCCAAAGGUUUCUACUCAAAGGCUCUCACCACCCGUGAAGACGUUAAGAACAAAGCGUUUGAAACCUUCAAGAUCGAAUCGGACUAUCAUCAACGACUUCGCGAAUUCCUCUUCGAGAAGCAGAAGAACGAUAUAAUCAAGGAGAUCAAGAACAUUUUCCCGGGUCCCGCUCAGCCUACGAACCAAAAGGCUAUUCAGAUGCGUUCUCUUCACAUAAAGGCUAUGAAAGAGAUCAUCGUCGAACGUGUCGACGCAUCCCGCUACAACAUUGUGGCCCCUAACAGCGUGCGCCUUCCCAACGGACUGUUCAACAUGGACCGUGUCCGGGCUUUUGCCCGCACCAUCGAGAACGACGUCGUUGCGGCAGUAGAGCGACGCAACAGCCCCCAGGCAGGGGGCCAAGUCCAGGCGGGCCGGGACGCCCGGGCUAUCACGCCCGAGGUUCCCUCUCUUCGGGAUCGACUUCCUGGAGGGGCCUAG
Molecule: messenger RNA, 1680 nt
Organism: Fusarium venenatum
Lineage: Eukaryota; Fungi; Ascomycota; Sordariomycetes; Hypocreales; Nectriaceae
Source: RefSeq, a predicted model, not a curated record